AUAACACUGCCCCAUACACUCUUUCCUUUUCUUCUCUCAAAGUUGCUGAGCUAGCUCAGCCAUUGUUGUCAUCCUCGAAGCUUUUUCUUUGUUUCUCACUCAAACACCCUCUUACUUUGGUCUUCAACCAUGGCUGCUUUAGUACUGCUUCCACUGCUCCUUCUGACCGCCAUGACCGGCCGCUCAAGUGGGACAUGGUGUAUAUGCAAAGAUGGUGUGAGCGAUGCAGUGUUGCAGAAGACAUUGGACUAUGCAUGUGGAGAAGGGGCAGACUGUAACCCUAUCCACAUGAAGGGUCCUUGUUUCAACCCCGACACUGUUAGGGCACACUGCAACUAUGCUGUCAACAGUUUCUUCCAAAGGAAAGGCCAAGCUCAAGGCACUUGUGACUUUGCUUCCACUGCCACUCUCACUAAUUCUGACCCUAGCUAUGUUGGUUGUCCUUUCCCGGCUACUGCAAGUGCCGCAGGCACCACCACCACAACACCAAAACCUACACCGUCAACCACCACACCCAACGUCAACCCGAUCAACAACAAUCCGACAAGCACGACACCGUACGGUUCAACAACGCCUACCGGAAUGUUGGGAGGAGUUGGCAAUGGGUUGAGCCCGUCCAGUGGUGGGAUCAACCCAGAUUACAGUACUGACGGAGGAUUUAGGCUCCAAUAUUGCUUCUCAUCCUAUGCAACCCUCUUGUUUUCGGGAUUCAUGCUAUUGUGGGGUUAAAAACAAGGGUGCCAGUCGGAAACAAUGUCUUUGGCUGGAAAAAUCCUCUUUUAGUGUAUGGUGUUGUUGAUCUAUGGACAUGUUAGCUAAGGUUUAUGGAUUUUAUUCAUUUUAAGGCGUGACUUCUGAGGUUAUGGAUACCCCAAGGUUUUAUGUACAUUUAAAUCUAAAAUUUAGAAUGAAUUAAGCUACUUCAGUGGUUAAGGAA
Molecule: messenger RNA, 937 nt
Organism: Hibiscus syriacus
Lineage: Eukaryota; Viridiplantae; Streptophyta; Magnoliopsida; Malvales; Malvaceae
Product: PLASMODESMATA CALLOSE-BINDING PROTEIN 3-like
Exons: 4
Coding region: 130-729 (199 amino acids)
Source: RefSeq, a predicted model, not a curated record